AGAAAACCUUCUAUCAGAUAUAAAGUUCACAGAGAGGGAGUCUGCACUCCUGAAACACAACAACAAAGUGGAAAAAGAAAGUAUUGCGGCCUGUAAUUCGGGACACAGUACCAGCCCUCAGUGUCUACUUUAAAAGAAGUUUUUAUGAAAAAAUGGAAUCUUUUACAAAACCAACCGCUACUUCGCCAAAUUUUUAAAGAACCACCUACCAUUUCCUACAAGAAAGGAAAAUCCCUAACGGACAUGCUCGUUAGAGCUAAAACAAGGUUUCACGCCGGUAUGGUUGUGCGGCCUGUCACCCCUCGCAUUUUCUUACGUUUCCUUCUCUCCCCUCCCCUUCCCCGUUCAGUCCUCUUUUUGUGCCCUCGUCCCUACUUUCUGGACGAACUCACGCGGAAACGCUUGCCACGCAGGCGAGAUCAUACGAAUCAGCACUGUUGCAAUGAACGAUGAUUACUCCUGAAGUCUGAACUCCUUCUCUUCAAUCGAAUGAAUUGAGCCCUCCAAGAAAUACAUUCUACCCAGAAUGCAAGAUUUUUAUAAUUAUAGAUAGAGAGAGCAAUGCCAGAACUAAAACUCGCUGAAAAUGCCCGUAGCAACUCUCAUAAUAUUUCUGUUACGCAACAACUUCUUCUUUCGUGAACUUGGGGUACCUGUGGUAUUAUUUGUUACGUAAACGCGCAUCUAUGCGACUAUUCUAAGCGAUAAUGAACUCACUCGCGAUCGAUCAGGAGAAGUAUUGACUCGAUCUCCUGGAUUUGUAUUUCGUUGUUCCUCGCAGCCUUGCGGAGAGAUUCACCAAUGGUCGAUUUUAUUUCGCGUAUUUCGGCGCCAUUGGUAAUAGAGAGAGAAGCACUGUCAGUGGAAACAGCCGACCGAUAACAAGUGAAAACGAUCAGAGCGGAUUUCGGUAUGUACAUUGUAUGCUGUAGUGUGAACAUUAAUAACAAUACGAAGUUCAAAUAUCGUAAACUCCUCCCUUUAUAGGUCUCUCCAGCUAGCAGGUCUAACUUACAGAUCACUUUCUAGUAAUUCAUCGAUGGAGCAGUGAUGUGACCUGUACUUUAGACCCAGCAGCCGAAGGCUCAUUUUGGGGGAUUGCUCUCAAAUAAAACUUGCUAUCAUGAUUCGUUCAUAAUAUUUCUUCAUUGUGGUUCGCUUUGGCGUCCUAGAAUUGACAGUAGUACAAACCAAAAAAAAAUAACACCAAAAAAAGAAAAUAAAAAAAAAAACGCUAGCUAUUCGCUUCACUGCCGCUCCGUUGGAGCAUUGCGUGACUCAACAACAACAACAACAACAACAACAACAACAAUCGUUUAUUGUGCUCAUGAUACAAAAGUGUAAAGACAUUAAAAGGAAAUAAUUGUGAAAAAAAAGAGCACAGCCACUCAGAAAUAGCAAAAGCUGGACUUUGAUCCGAGCGGCUGCAAAUGAGACCAACCCCCCAGCUGUUGAUCCCUUUAGCUUGUGUGUUUGUUUUCACAAUAAGGCCCAAAAAGAAUUUUCUUUUCGUUAAUUAUGCGUAAAAAUGCACCUGAAUAAGUAUAAAUUGCCUACAUUUAAAAGAAGCAGUUCCCUGGAGGACUAUCACGUGACGCUGCGAGCAGUCUCUCUUUCAUUAGGGACUUUACGAUCUGACAAUGGCAACGUCCAUGAAACCUUUGCUGAAAAAUAGACUCCGCAUCCUUUCAAACCAUUUCGCGCUUAUCCCAAGUCGCCCAGUUACUUAAAAGAAGGGAAUUUAUGUUGGAGCUGAAGAGAGGAGGCCGCACCUAGUUUCAGACAGAGAUGGUAGAAUUUAACGCCUUGCCGCUCCCGUCUUCAGAAAAGCUUCAAAUUUGGUCAUUCCACGUCGUAGUCGUGCAGGGACGGCAAAGAAAUGUACAGAAAAGCGUGAUGCGACUGAAAGUUGUUGUUUUGCUAACUAAACUCAUUGCUUUUUCACGUUGCCGUUGCCGUCGCCGUCGUAGUUUUAAAUAAAUAAAUAAAUAAUUCAAACCACAUUUCAAAAAGUUGAAAAGUUAGCGCUAUUUGCCAAAGAUUUCAGUGUUGCUGAAAGUUUAAAUGUUCCUGUCUCUAGUGCGUUGGGUUCAGUUCUAUCAUCAUCCAACCUCGUCCCGCAAAACAACAUGAAUCCGAAACACCAUUUAUUUUGGCUGUUUCGGCCAAGCUCGGCAGAAAUAGCAAUACGUUAGUACUACAACUUCUAUUACAUUCAAAUAUAUGGUAGAUAAACUAGAACAGAGCUGAACGACAGUUCACAAAGAAUAUAGCCUGCAGCGCAGGCGUUUUGUUUGAGCGCGCAAUUUGGUUACUAUUUCUACUCUCCCCAAUCUUCCACUGUCAUAAAAUCGAAGAUGGCGGCUACAACAAAAUUACGAACACGAACAAGGUUUCGCCCACCCAAAAUACGCUUGCACUGCAGGCUACAAAGAAUACUGUCAGAACAGAGGCCAGAAAAAACCUUCCUGAAAAAACCCUACUAGCUAGGGAAAAAACUCGGCACGACAUCUCACAUCUGGGUCAUGGCUCAUGCUCUGAAAAGCCCAUCCUACGAAGGAUACACGACUGGCAGGUUACUGCCCACUAUUACUAAGCAUGUAUUCCAACAAAGCACGAUACAUUCGAAAUAAUCGUUCGAGAACAAACGAAAAAUAACUAAAACAAGCUAAAACCCUCGCGCAACUCGAUCUGUGACUUAAUCUGAUCAGAAUGCUUUCCCACGUGAUAAGCAUCCCUUUUAUGGCACUCCCUCCUACCCAUACUGCACUUCAACUGCUUGGACAUACGAAAUUUCUCUUCUCGUGUUGAAAAUAUUUCACUCGUUCGCAUAUUUUUCAACACUCGAAGAGAAAUUUCGUAUCUCCGCGCGGCCAUGUAGUUUGACGUACGAACGUCAGAAAAAUUAUAUUCUGCCUUAUAAAUAGUUUUUUCGUUUUAAGCCAUUGAUGUUUAUUACGCUGUCUUUUUUACGUGAUGAAUAGGUAAAAAUUUAAGUGGUUUCACCGUAAAGCUUCCUGGUAAAGCUUUGAACAUUUCAAUAUAUGGCGCCAGUUGUGAUUUAAUAUAAUUGUUUCAUUUUAGAGUGAAAUGGCCCUUUCAAGUUCAAAGCAAAACGGCCGUAUCUCAUCAGAUGUAACCAUUCGCUUCUUUCAGCCAAAUGACAGAGCAGUUUGUCAGAAAAUAUUCGUAGAUGGAGGCAACGAGUGUGCAAGGGAUACCUUUUUGCUUUUUCUGACGAGAGUAACAUGGUAUUUUGCUGUAGGAGUUGUUCCUGCCUCAUUCACAGCAAUCAUAUGGUCACCUUGGAUUUUAGCAAUAUAUUUUCUGCUUGCGAUUUUAUUUUUCGUAUGCCCCAUCAUUUACUGGUUUAGCGAUUACAAAAGCUGGCAGAAAUCCCGGUUAAGUACAAAGUUUAGUUUGUCUGACGGAGGGCAAAUUUGGGUUGCAGAGUUAAAUAGUAAAGUUGUGGGGAUGGUGAGACUCACUCCUAUGCCGGAUCCAGGAGUUUCUGAAUUACAGAUGUUGUAUGUCGUUCCGCACUGUAGAAAAAUAGGGAUCGGUAAAAAACUGCUUACUGAACUUACUGCAUAUGCAAAGAGGAAAGAAAUGGAAAAGAUUAUGUUAGAAACGUCAAGCCCAAGGACUUCUGCAAUCAGAUUCUAUGAAAAGCAUGGUUUUAAGAUUGUCGCCAGUCAGAAAAUAUUGGGUGGUUUAAUAUCGGUGUAUACCUUUCAAAUGGAGAUCUAA
This is a messenger RNA of Porites lobata, 3750 nucleotides long. NCBI's taxonomy places the organism in Eukaryota, Metazoa, Cnidaria, Anthozoa, Scleractinia, Poritidae. The record is from the annotation of a GenBank genome assembly.